Molecule: messenger RNA, 1351 nt
Organism: Callorhinchus milii (elephant shark)
Lineage: Eukaryota; Metazoa; Chordata; Chondrichthyes; Chimaeriformes; Callorhinchidae
Gene: cdk14
Product: cyclin-dependent kinase 14
Exons: 13
Coding region: 46-1317 (423 amino acids)
Biological process (GO): protein phosphorylation
Cellular component (GO): nucleus; cytoplasm; cytosol
Molecular function (GO): cyclin-dependent protein serine/threonine kinase activity; cyclin binding; ATP binding
Source: RefSeq, a predicted model, not a curated record
UUGAAGAAAGAUGACAGUAGCUUCGACGAGAUAUGCGUCGCAAAGAUGUCUACACGGAACUCUCAGGUCGUGGAUUCAGUUAUCAAACCCCUGGACACCAUUCCCGAGGACAAGAAAGUCAGAGUUCAAAGAACGCAGAGCAGUUUCGAUCCAUUUGAGAAACCAGUGAGUCAAGUAAAGAGAGUCCAUUCUGAGAACAAUGCGUGCAUUAACUUCAAGAGCUCAUCGGCUGGCAAAGAGUCCCCAAAAUUGAGGCGACAUUCCAGCCCUAGUUCACCAACAAGCCCCAAAUUUGGGAAGGCUGACUCCUAUGAAAAAUUGGAAAAGCUUGGAGAAGGAUCCUAUGCCACGGUAUAUAAAGGAAAGAGCAAGGUGAAUGGGAAGUUGGUAGCCCUGAAGGUUAUCAGAUUACAAGAAGAGGAAGGAACUCCAUUCACAGCCAUCAGGGAAGCUUCCUUGUUGAAAGGCCUAAAACACACCAACAUUGUGCUGCUCCAUGACAUCAUUCACACCAAGGAAACCUUGACACUUGUCUUUGAAUAUGUGCAUACUGAUUUAUGUCAGUACAUGGAUAAACACCCAGGAGGACUCCACCCAGAAAAUGUGAAGAUAUUUUUGUUCCAGCUGCUUCGAGGGCUCUCCUAUAUACAUCAGCAAUAUAUUCUUCACCGUGACCUGAAACCUCAGAAUCUACUUAUCGGUGAUACUGGGGAGCUGAAACUGGCAGACUUCGGUCUUGCCCGAGCCAAGUCAGUGCCCAGCCACACAUAUUCCAAUGAAGUAGUUACCCUGUGGUACAGACCUCCAGAUGUCCUCCUCGGGUCCACAGAGUAUUCCACCUGCCUCGACAUGUGGGGUGUGGGUUGCAUCUUUGUCGAAAUGAUCCAAGGAGUUGCUGCUUUUCCCGGAAUGAAGGACAUUCAGGAUCAACUGGAACGGAUAUUUUUGGUGCUGGGCACUCCAACAGAGGAAUCCUGGUCCGGAGUUGAGUCUCUACCACAUUUCAAGCCAGAUCGCUUCACCCAGUACAGUCCCAAAAAGCUUAGGCAAGCUUGGAAUAAGCUAGGGUAUGUGGCCCAUGCUGAAGAUGUUGCUUCAAAACUUCUACAGUGCUUCCCAAAAAACAGACUGUCAGCUCAAGCUGCACUGAACCAUGAGUACUUUAGCGACCUUCCUCCACGACUUUGGGAGCUCUCUGACGUAUCUUCUAUUUUCACUGUGCCCAGUGUAAAGCUGCAGACUGAGAUAGAUGACAGCAUGAGACUUUAUGGGAAAAGCAACAGCCACGGCAAAGGUUUUUCCAACCACAAACACUGAAGAAAUCUUGCCCUUGCUACCAGUGUACAGGUAA